Messenger RNA from Magallana angulata, 1191 nucleotides. RefSeq names its product probable serine/threonine-protein kinase clkA. The coding region runs from base 1 to 1191 and encodes 396 amino acids. Lineage: Eukaryota; Metazoa; Mollusca; Bivalvia; Ostreida; Ostreidae. The transcript is spliced from 3 exons. The record is from RefSeq and is a predicted model, not a curated record.
AUGGAACACCGAGAGGACACCUGUGUAACAAUACCAGGCGAGCGGGACCCCUUCCUGUCGGACAAUGACGACCGUUCAUCAAAAAAGAAAGACGGAAAGCAUGGCUACGGUGCUGACUGCGUGAAAGACAACAACAACGACAACACCGACAACAACAAAGACCACACCUACAACCACUACGACCACACCGACAACCACUACGACCACACCGACAACCACUACGACAACACUUACAACAACAACGACUACACUGGCAACAACGACGACCACACUGACAACUACUACGACUACACCAACAACAACACUGAAAACCACGACGACCAAACCGUCAACAACGACGACCACAACCACAACUACUACGACCACACCAACAACUACUACGACCACACCGACAACCACGACGACCACACCGACAACUACCACGACUACACCGACAACUACUACGACUUCACCAACAACUACUACGACCACACCGACAACUACUUCGACCACACCGACAACCACUACGACCACACUGAAAACUACCACGACUACACCGACAACUACUACGACUUCACCAACAACUACUACGACCACACCGACAACUACUACGACCACACCGACAACUACUACGACUACACCGACAACAACACUGAAAACCACGAUGACCAAACCAACAACAACGACGACCACAACCACAACUACUACGACCAUACCUACGACAACGACGACCACACCGACAACUACCACGACUACACCGACAAGUACUACGACUUCACCAACAACUACUACGACCACACCGACAACUACUUCGACCACACCGACAACCACUACGACCACACUGAAAACUACCACGACUACACCGACAACUACUACGACUUCACCAACAACUACUACGACCACACCGACAACUACUACGACCACACCGACAACUACUACGACCACACCUACGACAACGACGACCACACCGACAACUACCACGACUACACCGACAACAACUACGACUACACCGACAACCACGACAACCACACCGACCACAACCACACCGUCAACAACGACGACUACACCGACAACAACGACAACCACGACGACCACAACCACAACUACACCGACAACCACUACGACUACACCGGUAACAACGACGACCACGCCGACAACAACGACCACCACACUGACAACAACAACAACUACAACAACAACGACAACUACUAA